UGAUGGUACCACCCAUUGCUCCCUAUGGACAAACUGAGGCUUAUCCCACCACAACCCUAGCUCUGAAUUCUUGUCCCAAGAUCAACAGGUAUCCAGCUCAACAAAUUUGCUGCCUUUCCCAUGUAAUGGCACCACCUUUCCCUUCUCCCCACAACUGUCUAGGUGCAACACUCCUUCUCCAAGCUGUCCUCAAUGUUGACCUUUUCAUUGCUGCCACCACGGCUGGGCUUCAGGAAGAGAAUGGCUCCAGUCUCAUCCCACAGUGGCGGCUGACGCUGCAGAAAGAAUUUGGCAUUAGCUUAAGACACUCCCGGCAACUUCUCUGCAAAAUACAGAAUAUUUCACGUCGCUUCCUCUCUGAACGUCUGUCUGGAGUGCAGCCCACUUCUGUACGAAGCUCAGGGCAGCUUCCCUCAGUCAGCCUUGAUCUCUACACGUGGCUUUCUCUUCCAGAUGCCAAGCGCCUGACCUACAUGUCCAAGAUGCUGCCAUUUUAUCAGGGUUUGGCACAACAGCUGAGGGACCACGAGGCCACCAAAGAAGACUCUAAAUUCCUAUCUAACUUUGAAGACAUCAGUCUUUCCCUCCGAGACCUGGACCAUCACGUGAGUUAUCAGAUUUUGCUUUGGGGCCUGCCGAUUGAAAACGAGCCUGAGCCAACACUCAAGCCCCUUCGAAUUCUUCAGCACCGGAGUUGGUGGAGGAAUCGCCAGGAAGUAUAUGUCAUCUUGCGCUCCCUCAACAGUUUCCUGUGCCGGGUCACAAGGGAAUUCUUGCUGCUGAGGACUCGGGUGGCUAAAGACACUUCCUUUUCCAAGGCUUCCAAAUCUACACCACUCCCAGCCUAGAUCCCCAAUCCGCUGUCAGAGGAUGCUGGCAUCCUGGCAUCCAGACCUCAACAC
This is a messenger RNA of Podarcis muralis (Common wall lizard), 902 nucleotides long. The record is from RefSeq and is a predicted model, not a curated record. NCBI's taxonomy places the organism in Eukaryota, Metazoa, Chordata, Lepidosauria, Squamata, Lacertidae.